This is a messenger RNA of Mytilus trossulus (common blue mussel), 4609 nucleotides long. RefSeq lists its product as uncharacterized. The transcript has a single exon. The record is from RefSeq and is a predicted model, not a curated record. Gene Ontology annotation, molecular function: zinc ion binding; nucleic acid binding. NCBI's taxonomy places the organism in Eukaryota, Metazoa, Mollusca, Bivalvia, Mytilida, Mytilidae. Bases 542 to 4609 code for a protein of 1355 amino acids.
CGAAAGUACGCAAUUAUAAAGACAUUGGACUUUUAUUUUGACAUUGUGUAUAUAAAAUUACAUUGUUAUUUUAAUUAUAGUAAAUGAAUCAUACUAGAAUAUUCUAGAUGGAUAGUGAAAGUACUUGUAUAUAUUUAUGUUCAAGAAAGCUUUGGCAAUUUCCGGAAUUUACCCUGUUACUAAAAAUAGAUUAUUUCCAAUUUCUCUAGUUAAUUGUAGUUUGUUCUAGAUUUAGAAUGUUCUUAUGAUUUUAGUAUAUAAGAUAAGGGUUUUUAUGGAUAAUUGUCAUUGUAAAAAUAGUAGUAACAGAAGUAUAGAAGUUUUAUCAGUUAAACUAGAAAGAAAAAGACGGAUUAUUCCAAUGUGGUAUUUAUUAACGUUUACAAACUGUACAUACUGUAAAUAACUGUUAGUUAUUUGAUUAAAGAUAUAAAAGGAUUCCGUGUUAGUCUGAUUUCGCCACAUUGUAUGGUGCCGGAACCCGGGAGUAACAGAAAAAGAAAUUUAUAAAGAACACGGAAAAGAAGUAACCACAGAAAAGAUGGCAGUCUCAUAUUUGAAAGGACUCUGUACAAGGUACAAUAAUUUGUUAGCUAAAGAAUUAGAUAAAAGUGGAGAUAUAAUAGCACAAGGGAUUCAAGAUGAAAGUGUGACAACACAAUUAAGGCAAGUUUUAUCAGCAGAGAGACGAUUAAAGGAUUUUGCAGCAAAACUUGAAGAAAGUAUGAAAGAAAUUUCACUUAUAUUAGAGGAGAGAGAAGAUAACGAAGGUGACAUCGCAAAAUUUACAAAGACAAGUGAAACAUAUUUUGAAUUGCUUGACGGUGUAACACAGCGCUUAGACGAAUUAAAAAUAUUCGAGGAAGAAAUUCAGGAUAAAAUAACAGAUAUUAAGAAAACAGAAUCAGCCACGGACCACAAGGUGGAGCAUUUAAUACAAUUACAGACACAAAUGCAAGAACAGAUAGUACAGUUUCAACAGUUACAACUCCAAGAAUUACAGAGGAAAAGUCAACCUUCAACAGUAAGUGCAGUUAAACUUCCUAAAUUAGACCUAGUUUCGUACAAUGGAGAUAAGUUAAAAUGGACAGAAUUUUGGGAUUCAUUUGAAGCUGCAGUGCACACAAAUCAAAGCUUGACAAAAAUAGAGAAAUUGAAUUACUUGAAAAGCAAACUUUUUGGAACAGCUAAUUCUGCUAUAUCUGGCUUACCGCUCUCCCAUGAAAAUUAUGAUGUAGCAAUUUCAAUACUAAAGGAAAGAUUUGGAAAUGUUCAAUCUGUUGUCAACAAGCACUAUUCAGAUUUAAUAAACCUUCAGUCAGCUUCAAAUCAAACUACACAUCUACGUAGACUUUAUGAUGACUUGGAACGACACUUACGUAGUUUGGACGCAAUGCAUCAAGAUGUAACCCAAGAUGUAUUCAUCUCGAUGAUAACAUCUAAGCUACCAAAGGAAGUUCUUAUUCAACUUGAAAUACAGAAAGGUAACAGUGAAAGAUGGACAGUAGGGAAGUUGAGACAGUUUCUCAAUACUUACAUAACUGCCAGGGAAGCUGCAGAAAGUCAGUCUAAGGAAACACAUCCUGGUCCCAGUUCUGAAGAAAAACAGCAGUAUAAAAUCCAGUCAAACAACAGUAAUUUUCAACCAAGAAAACACUUAUCUGCAGAAGCUCUGAUGACAAUAAAGCCAUUUGGAAAAAACUCAGGCAGUGGAAACUCAAUGGUAUGCAGAUAUUGUGAUGGACACCACUGGAGUGAUGAGUGCAGAAAGUUCAGUACAAUUGAAGACAGAAAGCAGAAAAUCAAGGGUAGUUGCUAUACCUGCCUGAAGCCAGGACAUGUUAGUAGAGACUGUAAAUUUGAAAAAGCAUGCUAUCAUUGCAAACAGAAAAAGGGACACCAUAGAAGUCUAUGCCCGAAGAAAAUUCCCUCUCAACAUAAAGAAGUUUCACAUCUAGCUGAUGAAAUGUGUGAAAUAGCUUCAAGUGAAGAGAACGUACCAGAGAAUAGCUUGUUGUCCUCCGGGGAUAUAGUUUUGAUGCAGACAGCUCAAACAACUGUGUCAAAUACAGAAGUUAAUGAAACAGAAGUAGUAAGACUAUUAAUGGACUCCGGAUCUCAGCGAACAUAUAUAACAGAAAAUUUGGCCAAGAGAUUAAACUUGAAGAAGAAGGCUACAGAGGAGAUAACUCUUGUAACAUUUGGUGCAGAUAAGCCAAAAACAUUAAGAACACAAAAGGUGUCAUUAAAGAUCAGACUAAAAGAUGGAGUUUGUAUGCUUAUUGAUGCUAAUGUUGUUCCUAAGAUAACAGGAUCAAUACUAAGAAGACCUCUACAAAUGGAUGUAUGUGAAAAUGUGAAAUACUUAUGUAACAAUCUGCAACUUGCUGACACACUGCCUAGUAGCUUAGAAAGUUCAACAAUAGAGAUUCUUAUCGGAAAUGAUUAUUAUUUAGAUAUCAUAUUGCCACAGAAAAUAGAAAUUCAACAAGGGCUUUAUCUACUUGGCUCUAAGCUAGGAUGGAUCCUUACAGGAAGGUCACAAUUAAGUGAUGAAGAAAGUGAGAACAAAAUGUCCAUGACAGUAAAUGGCUUAUUAACUUUAACAGAAUGCUGUCUUCACUCUACAAUUGACACAUGUCUUCAAAUCAAGCCUUCCAUUGAAGAUUUCUGGAAAUUGGAAACUAUUGGAAUACAAGAUUGUCCAUAUGCAUCAGACGACGAAAAUACUUUGAGUAACUUUGUCACCUCACUCAAAAUGGAAAAUGGAAGAUAUCAAGUAGCCUGGCCAUGGAAAGAAAAAUUACCGGAACUUCCUGAAAAUAGGGAACUUGCAUACGGAAGACUAAAGUCACUUUUUCAGAAAAUGAAGAACAAUCCUGACCUAUUAAACAAGUAUGAUGAGAUUAUUCAAGACCAGUGCAAAAAGGGCAUCAUAGAAAAAGUGUCUAACCAAUGUAGUAAGGAUACCGGAAUCAAACAUUACAUACCACAUCAUGCUGUAGUUGACCCAACCAAACCUACAACUAAAGUAAGGAUAGUUUAUGAUGCAUCUGCCAAAUCAAAACCUGAGAAUAAAAGUUUGAAUGAUUGCCUGCACAGAGGACCAGUAAUGUUACAAGAUUUAUGUGGACUCUUGUUGCGUUUUCGAAUGAACAAAAUUGCAAUAGUUGCUGAUAUUGAAAAGGCAUUUCUCCAAAUUGAAGUACAAAAAAAUGACAGAGAUGCAACCAGAUUUUUUUGGCUAAGAAACAUUAAUCAUCCAACUGUAGAAAAUAAUGUACAAGUUUACAGAUUUUGCAGAGUGCCAUUUGGAGAUAUAUCAAGUCCUUUCCUACUUGCAGCAACUUUGGACUAUCACCUUGACACAUACAAAAAUGCAACAGCAGCAAAUAUUAGAGAAAACAUUUAUGUGGAUAAUGUAAUUACUGGAGUAGAUUCGACAGAGAAUGCAGUUACAUUAUAUAAAGAGGCAAAACAAAUAUUCAGUGAUGCAUCAAUGAACUUAAGAGAAUGGGCAUCAAAUUCACAGCAAUUUUUAAAAUGCAUUCCCAAGGAAGACCAGGCAAAUAGAGAAAAAUUAAAGGUUCUUGGAUUAACUUGGACAAUAAAAGAUGAUACAUUGACGGUGAACAGUGCAAGAAAUGAUAACAUGUUUCCAAUCACCAAAAGAGAAGUAUUACAGAGAGUGGCUUCUGUGUUUGAUCCACUUGGAUUUUUUACACCAGUGACUUUAAGAACCAAGCUUUUCCUCCAAAUGUUGUGGAACAAGAAAAUGGAAUGGGAUGAACAACUGACAGAGGAAGAUAUUCAGCAAUGGAAAGAAAUCUCUUUUGAUUUAGAUGAGAUUCAGGAAUAUCAUAUUCCUAGAGCUAUUGGGCUACCAGGUACAGUUACGUUCAGAUUACUAUGCUUUUGCGAUGCUUCAACCAAAGCAUAUGCUUCUGCUGUUUAUCUACAUCAACUCAGGGAAGACAACUUAUGUAAAAUUGAUUUACUGUUUUCCAAGACACGCCUGGUACCAAAUAAGAAAAUAACUUUACCACGACUUGAGUUAUUAGCAGUUGUCAUUGGUGUCCGUUGCAUUGACUUUGUUAAGAAGCAAUUAAAACUUCCUAUCUGUGAGACGAUUUUGUGGACAGAUUCUCAAUGUGUUUUACACUGGAUAGGAUCGAAAAAACCUCUAGCAACAUUUGUUGAUAAUAGAAUAAAGGAGAUUAGGCAGCAACAAGACAUUCAAUUUCAGUACGUCUAUACGAAGGAAAAUCCAGCUGAUAUUGCAAGCAGAGGCACAACAGUAUCACUGUUAAAAGAAAACAGCCAAUGGUGGCAUGGUCCCUCUUGGUUAACAAAACACAGAAAUGAGUGGCCUAGAUGGGAUCCUCACAAUAUAAGUGUUGACAAUCAAAAUUCGAUUGAAGCAGAAUACAAGGUAUCUAAAGUAUUACAUGAAGCAAAAUUGCUUGCUGGAGAGGGACCUGACGGAGAAACAAACAGUGUUAGAAAUUCGAAAUCUAGUGUUGGGUAUCUGUUAGACAUUGAUUGUAGCAGAUUUUCCUCAUUUAUCCACUUGAUCAGAGUAUCAGCUUGGGUAUUGAGAUUUAUUUAA